AUGCAAGUAUCAGUAGAUCAAGGGCACCGAAUUCUCUUCGUUAACUCAAACAUAACCAUCAUGUCAAUCCCUAAGGAAAAACACUUUUCGACUCCUGCGAAAGUUGAUUCAUUCACAAGCGAAGGUACAGAUUACUUCUCUUCAGAAAAAAGCGACAGUUUAAUGUUAGAAUCUCCGGAAGAAUAUGAACAAAACUGCUUACUGUUUCCGACUUAUGCCACGAAACAUGAUUGCAAUGAAGAUGGAAUUCCCACGUUAACUGAUAAUUGGAAUAUUCGCAUCCGUGGAUGGGCCUUCUCUACACCAAGGUCAAGCAAAACUCGUGCACUCUUUCUAAUUGUUGGCUUGACAAAACCAAAUAAAAUGGCUCUCGAUGGGGAUCCAAACGAUCUGCCUGUAGAACAUUCAGAGAAUUUUAUGACGGAAACAGGUUUUGAAGACUCGUAUCAACAUCACCACGAGAAUACCAAUAUGGGCGGUGAUACUUAUAAAACCCCAGUUGUAUCAAAUUCAGGGAGUUUUUCGGGGGAUAUCGUAAUUCGACAGUCGACAGUGGAAAAGUGGCUAAAAGAAGGAGGUGACCACGCCGGGAAUCUGCUUAAAUUAGAGGUUUAUCAGAAUGAAGACAGUAAGUCACUUUUGUAA
Acaulospora colombiana is the source of this 645-nucleotide messenger RNA. NCBI's taxonomy places the organism in Eukaryota, Fungi, Glomeromycota, Glomeromycetes, Diversisporales, Acaulosporaceae. The record is from the annotation of a GenBank genome assembly.